Paralichthys olivaceus (Japanese flounder) is the source of this 857-nucleotide messenger RNA. Its product is annotated as cyclin-dependent kinases regulatory subunit 2. The record is from RefSeq and is a predicted model, not a curated record. Gene Ontology annotation, molecular function: protein kinase binding; ubiquitin binding; histone binding. Gene Ontology annotation, cellular component: SCF ubiquitin ligase complex; cyclin-dependent protein kinase holoenzyme complex. Gene Ontology annotation, biological process: regulation of mitotic cell cycle. Lineage: Eukaryota; Metazoa; Chordata; Actinopteri; Pleuronectiformes; Paralichthyidae.
ACCUAAAUAGUCCAAUCAACACUUUAUUAGUUAGCACGCGAACACGCUACAUGUGGGUCCAGUCGUCAGCUUUGUUUGCGUAUUAAUGUUUUCCGGCUCAUUAGACUUUAACUGAAAUUAUGUCUCGCAACGAAAUAUGUUAUUCGGACAGAUACAGUGACGAACAUUAUGAGUACAGACAUGUUGUCCUGCCUCGGAAAAUGGCUCAAUAUGUUCCAAGAUCGCACCUGAUGUCCGAGGACGAGUGGAGACAACUGGGAGUGCAGCAGUCCCAAGGAUGGGUCCACUACAUGAUUCAUAAACCAGAGCCACACAUCCUCCUCUUCAGAAGGCCUCUACCAAAGCACUGACAUCAUCCCACUCAUGCUAAUUAUUGUCAUCUGUGCAUAAGUUGUAUAUUCGCAGCUAAAGAGCACAGUUUGUACGAAGUCAUGGACAUCAACUGUUACUCAGUCAAACAACACUGCACUCUAAUGUCUGAUUUGCCAUCUCAACUGCAAUCUGCAUGAUAUGUCUGUUUCUGAUCUGUGCAUGGUGAGGAGUUUGCAUUUGUCUCGGUCAACCUCAUUGAUUUCAUGGAAUCAGCAAGAAGAGAACUGUCUUGUGACUUUGUGCUAGCACCACGACAUGUGUCGAUGAUGCAAAUGGAAAAUACUCAUAAUAAUGCUGCUUUUUCUCUUCAGAAUUUAAUAACGGGAUAUCUUGCUUGACUUGUAUUAAUGUUACUGAAUGGAGAUUGUCAAACCACUCUCAGACCACGUUUACUGAAAAUGACUUGAUUUACAUAGAAAUAUUUUGAUAUCUUUGCUGCUGUAACACUCAAGUCCUAUUUGAUAAACAAUGAUCCAUCCACACCA